Rhododendron vialii is the source of this 823-nucleotide messenger RNA. RefSeq lists its product as uncharacterized. NCBI's taxonomy places the organism in Eukaryota, Viridiplantae, Streptophyta, Magnoliopsida, Ericales, Ericaceae. The record is from RefSeq and is a predicted model, not a curated record. The transcript is spliced from 4 exons. Bases 101 to 514 code for a protein of 137 amino acids.
GCUUAUGCGAUAUUUUUGCACUUCUUUAAUUAUUUGGAUGAUAUGGUCAAUGAAAUAGUUGUAAUAUAGGAGAAAAAAUGAAGUUGGAGUUAGUAGAACAAUGUUGUAUGAGCCAACUCACACGAAGAAAGAUAGAAAAACCCCUGUGAGUGAUAAGGCGGCUGAAAAUAAGAGAAAAAUGAAGGAUUUGAUGGCGUCGCAACAAAGUACCCCUGAAGAGAACACGAAGGGGAAAAUAAACUGGUCAAUGAAUGACAUCUACUCUCAAGUGAUAGACAAGAACGAGCAUAGUGAUCGUUUUCGCGAUUUGGGAUUUGGGCACACUUCUAAAACUUGUGGCUCAACUUCCAAUAGUGAUGCAAGGUUGAGAGUGGCUUCAAAGGAAGAAAGAAUGAGAGAGAAAGACAAUUAUAUAGUGGUGUUAGAAGAUAAGUUGAAUUCCGCAGUCAAUGAACUGAACACUAUAAAAUCAGUUGUUGACUUCUUAGCUAGGCAGUCUAGUUUUCAGGUUUAAGAUAUUGCUAGUGGCAUUUUAAAUCAAGUUUCUCCCCGAGCAAAUCAAGGGUCAUCUUUUGCAAGUCAUGAAAUAGAAGUUUCUUUAGGUAAUAGGACUAUCUAGAAGCAUUUCGUGCUGGAUAUAUAUUUUCAUGGAAGUUUUGUAAGGAUGACAACCUAUGAUAGUUUUGUGAUUUUUGUUGGACAAGUUUAGGCAAUGAUUUUUGUGGAUUGUUUUGUUAUGUGCUAUGGGAGAUUUGCUAAAGUACAAACAAUGUUGAUGGAUUUUUGUUUGAACAAGUUUAUGUAAUGGAGUUUGGAUAUAUAU